Linum trigynum is the source of this 1116-nucleotide messenger RNA. Lineage: Eukaryota; Viridiplantae; Streptophyta; Magnoliopsida; Malpighiales; Linaceae. The record is from the annotation of a GenBank genome assembly.
AUGCCUUCCCAGACAAUGUUCUUCUUCCUGUUCUUCGUAUCCCCUGUUUUAGUGGCCACUCUGUUGGUCUACCACCUGGACUCGUUCGACCCGGUCCACCUCCCGGUCCACGAGUUGACCCAGCCUCCCCUCAAAGCUCCAUUAACCAACCACGCCAUCAUCAAAAGCUCCGAGCUAGUGGGUCAGGGUCAGCUCAGCGGACCCGAGGAUAUCAUCUACGACGCUGCUUCCGGCGUCUUCUACACCAGCUGCGCUGACGGGUGGAUCAUGCGAGUCACGGUGGACGAGUCGGUUGCCGAUAUGGUGGUUUCGAGCUGGGUUAACACCGGCGGCAGGCCGCUCGGACUCGCCCUCGACCGGACCAACGACGCGCUGAUUGUAGCUGACGCUUACAAGGGUUUGCUGAGAGUGAGCAGAGAUGGAGGAAUAGAAGUGCUGACGGUGGAGGCAGAAGGGGUGAAAUUCAAGCUCACGGACGAGGUAGCCAUAGCAGAAGACGGGGCAAUGUAUUUCACUGAUGCUUCUUAUGUAUACAGUAUGGCAGAAGCCAUCUUUGACAUUUUGGAAGGGAAGCAGCAUGGCAGGUUGCUGCGAUACGAUCCUGUCACUAAACAGACGGAAGUUCUGCUCCAUGAUCUCUACUUUGCUAAUGGAGUCGCGGUUUCCCCGGAUCAACAGUCCCUCGUCUUCUGCGAAACACCCAUGAAAAGGUGUAGGAAAUACUACAUAGAUGGGGAGAAGAAGGGGAAGGUGGAGAAAUUUGCUGAUAAUCUGCCUGGAGUCCCAGAUAACAUCCACUAUGAUGGUGAAGGCCACUAUUGGAUUGCGUUACCCGGGGGAAUUAAUGCGAUGUGGGAUUUUGCAUUCAAGCAACCCGUCCUCCGGAAGGCUAUGGCGAUCCUUGCAAAGCACCUAGGGCCACUGCAAAUGGAGAAGAACAGCGGGGUUUUCGUUGUCGAUUUGGAGGGAAAACCUGUUGCACAUUACAGUGAUCCUCAACUCGCCCUGCUCACCAGUGGAGUCAAGAUUGGAACUCACUUGUAUUGCGGCUCCGUUGCGUUUAACCACAUCCUUCGCCUUGAUCUGGCCAAGCAUCCAGCACAGCAGACCGGAUGA